Molecule: messenger RNA, 4085 nt
Organism: Pseudoliparis swirei
Lineage: Eukaryota; Metazoa; Chordata; Actinopteri; Perciformes; Liparidae
Exons: 14
Coding region: 343-2745 (800 amino acids)
Biological process (GO): positive regulation of cell migration; semaphorin-plexin signaling pathway; axon guidance
Molecular function (GO): semaphorin receptor binding; chemorepellent activity
Source: RefSeq, a predicted model, not a curated record
ACGUUACAGGUGGAGCGCUCGCGCAGCGCGUCGAGCCUGAUCCGGGACGAGAACAACCUGCAGCCAGUCUCAACCGUCUCCGGUGUGGACCCUUCACCGGCCGCUUCACGAAAUGGCCGCCAUGAAGACGAUCUCCUCCAGCCUCCCUCGCCAGUAGCCGGGCAGCAUGGCUCCGCCUCCUCCUCCCUCCAGAGAGGACAGCAGCAGCUCCUCAGCACCGCGCUGGACAUCUGGACCGAGACCGUAGAGACCAUGUCCCGCCUCUGAUUGGGCGCUUUGGGGCGGCGGAGCCGGACCCGAGCAGCUCCUCCACACACUCGGCCACACCCCGGACUCUGAGCCAUGUCUCUUCUCUCGGUCCUGAGCAUCGUCUGUGGCUUGAUGCUCCAUGUUUCACACGGUGCACCCAACACCCACUACUGUGUCCCCCGGAGGACCGUCCCCUACCACAGCGAGCUGAAGUUGUUCAGAGAAGAAGGGAUCUUCAACUACUCCACCAUGCUGAUGAGAGAGGACCUCGGCGUGCUGCUGCUGGGCGCCCGGGAGGCCGUGUACGCUCUGGACGUCGACGACGUCUCCGUCAGGAAGUCUGCGGUGUAUUGGCGAGUGACCGAGGAGAAGCAGAGGGAGUGCACGUACAAAGGAAAAAACGCAGAGGUGGAAUGCCGUAACUACAUUCGAACCCUGCACAGAGUGAACGACACCACGAUGUACGUAUGCGGCACGAACGCUUUCAGCCCCAUCUGUGAUUAUAUGACGUUCGUGACCGGGCAGCUGAGGCUGGAGGGAAGGCCGGAGGAGGGAAAGGGGAAGUGCCCCUUUGAUCCCUUCCAGAGAUACUCCUCCCUCAUGGUCGGAAACGACCUGUACUCGGCCACAUCCAUCAACUUCUUGGGCUCCGAGCCGGUGGUUCUGCGCAGCUCGGACUUGGCUCUGCGCACCGAGUUUAAGAGCUCCUGGCUCAGCGAGCCAAACUUCAUCUACAUGGACUUUGUGGGUGAGAGCUUCGACAGUCCCGAUGGGGAUGACGAUAAGGUCUACAUGUUCUUCAGUGAGAACGCCAUGGAGUACGACUUCUACAGCAAAGUCGCCGUGUCGCGAGUGGCCCGCGUCUGCAAGGGGGAUAUGGGCGGCCAGCGGACGCUGCAGAGGAAGUGGACGACGUUCCUGAAAGCUCGUCUGGAUUGUUCCCUCCCUGAACCCAGCCUGCCGCCCAUUGUCCAGGACGUCUUCCUGCUGAAGGACGAGCAGGACUGGAGGAAGAGCGUCUUCUACGCCGUCUUCACUCCGCAGUCGAGCUUGUCCCAGGUUUCCGCGGUCUGCGCCUACCACGUGUCCGACAUUCGGAACAUUUUCAACGAGGGCAAGUUCAAGACGCCCGUUGCCGUGGAGACGUCUCACGUCAAGUGGGUGAUGUACACCGGAGAGGUGCCGGUCCCGAGACCUGGAGCGUGCAUCAACACCGUGGCACGUAACUUGGGGAUGAAUCGCUCUCUGGACCUUCCGGACAAAACCCUCCAGUUCAUCCGGGACCGCCCCCUCAUGGAGGAGGCCGUCCGCCCGCUGACCGGCGGCCCCCUGCUGGUCAAGAGGGGAGCGUUGCUCACUCGCAUCGUGGUGGACAGCGUGAUGGCGCUGGACGGACGGAGACACACGGUCAUGUUCAUCGGCACAGAAAACGGUUACGUCCAGAAGGCCGUCAACUACGCGGGAGAGAUGUUCAUCAUCGAGGAAAUCCAGCUGUACGAAAACCCCGUGCCCAUCAGCGCGCUGCGCCUCUCGGCCCGCAAGGGUCAACUGUAUGCGGGGUCAGAGUUCGGCGUCACCCAGAUGCCGCUCAGCAACUGCAGCCGCUAUGACUCCUGCGUGGACUGCAUCCUGGCCCGGGAUCCUUACUGCUCCUGGGUCUUCGCCACCCAAGGGUGCUCCUCAGUCCACGGCUCGCCGCCGCCCCCCCCCGGCGCCGCCAUACAGAGCCUGGAGGAGGGGGACGUCACGCAAUGUCCCCGGAUAGACCCGGCAGCAGCUGUGGACUUCACCCUCGUGCCGGGGAACAACAUCCAGCUGCCCUGCCAGCUCCACUCCAACUUGGCGCGGGUCCUGUGGCGAUUCGCCGACCGGACGCUGCGCUCCGGCAAAAAAUACUACAUCUACGGCGGCGGGCUGCUCAUCCUGGGCGCCACGGAAACGGACGUCGGGCGUUACUCGUGCGACUCGGUGGAGCUGAUCAACGGGAGGGCGUACAACCGGACCGUGGCGGUUUAUCGAUUGCGGCUGGACCCCGGAGCGGCGGCGGGCGCGGGGGGCAUGACCCCCUCGAACUCCACCGCCGGGCCGAGCGCGGCCUCCCCCCCGGGGCCGGCGCCGAACUCGGAGGACCCGCCGCCGCCCCCCGAGAACCAGAGCGACACGGGGAAGAUGACCCGCUUGGAGGUGGCCGUGGCUCUGCUGGCGCUGCUCUGCCUCGGCCUGAUGGGUGUCAUAUUCUGGACCUGGACUCACGGGCGUACGAUGGGGUGCUUCAAGAUGGAGAAGGGCGCCGGCGAAGGCGACGGGAAGAGGCAGCCGGCCGAAUACGUGCACAUCCGGAACAGGACUUCGGAGAUUAAGUUCCUGGGACCGCAGCCCAAUAAUAAUCACUCGGCUGUGGAUUUCAAAGGGAACGGGGAGCACCGCUUCACGCCGAUGGCCAACAUUUCAAGUCUUGACGGUCUGGGAUAUAUAAACGAUGAGUCAGAGAUUUGACUCCGAGCUAUAGAACCACGCGAGGCCGACGACUUAUAUCUCCAUCUAUAGAUGUGCCGCUGUAGAGGAAUUAUACAUUCUUUUGAUGGUCGUCCUGUUCGUCCGGGCCAAUUCCCACCACCGUCUUAUCAUUUCCGUACGCUGACGGCUCAUGUUCACUGUAGAGACUUCUUCUUCUCCGGUGGAAUUCCAGAAAACGGUUGAAAAGUUGUUGUUUUUUACGGAUAUUUGGUUUUUUUUUACAAUGUGUGAUAUAUUGUGUACAGUUUUUUUAUUUUUUAAGUUCAACUAUUAUUUAUUCGUCGCAAUGACGUUUUUUUCCCUUCUUUCCGCCAUCACAAUACGUACGAUCUAGGUUUCUAGAGUCGGCAACAAUGAACAAGUAGCAGAACACGUUGACCUCCUUGUUUCCGGGCAGAUUUCAUUUCAUGGACUGUUUAUUCAAGACAACAUUCAUCAGUUCAGAGAGCGUACGGUCCAGUCUGUGGUUGUGUUAAUGAUUGAUCAAUAGCCUGCACUUCUUAUUUCAGGGUAGCUGUAAAACAGAAAAGAUAACAGUGGACUACAAACGUACUCCUGUAUUUAAAGGCACAGUGUGUAGGAUCUCGAAAAUGCCUUAAACCUUCAUUCUCUCUACUGGCCAGCAGGGGCCGACUCCUCCGGUUGCAAAGAGAAGUCUGGUUGCAUAGAAGUCUAUGACUUCUCAUUUAAUUUUAUUACCUCAGUAAACAUUGGUGUCAAUCGCUAAUCUUCUUCAAAAUACUACGAUGUCCAUAAAGCAGUAUUAAGGCGGGGCUAGCGUGUGAUUGACAGAUGCUCUACGUCACAACUUCGCAGUCGAAAUAUGAACGUAGGGUGCACAACUCCGCUGCUCACGUUACCGCACUUUUAGCGUGAUAAAACUACGGUGGCCUUCAAGUAACGUAAAAAGGCAAAACACCCUCUUCAGAGUCAGCGUUUUUCUAAAAUGUGUCCGUUUUAGGACACUGUAGAAACACGGCAGUGCAAGAAGACGCACUAUGUAGACUCAGGGUAAUUGAAAAAAAAAUCAUUAAUAUUAUAUUCCAUUUCUGCUAAUAUUGCCCACUAAAUCCAACACACUGUGCCUUUUAAAAAUAAUUUUAAAUGGGUGAUUUAGAGUUCAUAUCUCUGUCUUCCAUCGGAUAGUUUCACACGAUGUUGCGUCAUCAUUAAGUCAGUGGGGAGCAGACGCGUGGGCGUCGGUGAAGCCGAGCAUCAGAGACAAACAAAGCACAUAGAAGUCUCUUCUUUUUUUGGUGUAAAAGUUUUGGUAAAAUGCAGCACAUGUUGAUGAUGACAAUAAACUUUUUGGGGAAGUG